AUGUUUUUCUUCCAGAACAGCAUCGACUCCCUCUUCGAGGAGAAUGUACCCUCUCCUCUCUACCUCCUCCCAGCGGAAAUACGCAACAUGAUCUGCCACGAGGUCAUCUUCGAUGGCACCAAGACCCUCACCAUCUCGCUCAGCGAGACCGGCAAAAUCAUCUUGCCUCCGCUCAUGGCCGUCUCCAAGCAAAUCCACAGCGAAACAUACGGCUACAUUGUGGCAGCCCUCCGAGAUCCUGCCACAAUUUUCGAAGCCAAAGUGCGCAACUACGACGCCAAACCCCUCCUCGCUACCAUCAAGCGCAUCUCUCAACAAACGGGGAUUGCGCAGAGCGAGUUAGUGGCACGCACACAAGUCGGCUUCGUUGGGACCGUCGAUAUGGGUAACCUACUGGUGUGGAUCCAGGGUACCAUUGCCAACGCCACCGCCCAUCCCAUCUUUCCCUUCGAGAAGAUGGACCUCCCGUCCUUCUCCGGCGAAUCCGUCUUCGAGGGCAGGCUCUCUCUGAAGUCCCACCUCAUCUCCUACAAGGAGUUUGAGCAGCGCAGAGAGCUCUGCGCGUGGACUGCUUCGGCCCGCGAAUUCCUCACGACCCUCGAAGAAGCAAAUCUAGGUGUCCUAGGCAGGCCGAAAGGCGAGGACUGGCGGAUUGAGAGCAACGCCGCGAUCCAAGCGGCUGUCUUCAAUACUUUCGCUGAGUGGCACGACAUCUUCCUUCAGAAGAAGACGAUCCAGGCGAGAGUUCUUGGUCAAAGAGAGAGGAAGCGUGUCGAAGACGAACACGUCUAUGUGGCUUCGGCGAUGUGGCAGUUUGGUGAAAGUCUGCGGACGGUGGCACAGCGCUGGACGCAAUGA
This is a messenger RNA of Paraphaeosphaeria sporulosa, 858 nucleotides long. RefSeq lists its product as uncharacterized. NCBI's taxonomy places the organism in Eukaryota, Fungi, Ascomycota, Dothideomycetes, Pleosporales, Didymosphaeriaceae. The record is from RefSeq and is a predicted model, not a curated record. Bases 1 to 858 code for a protein of 285 amino acids. The transcript has a single exon.